AUGGUUGGCAGUGGAAACACGUUCGAAGCACAUAUGGAGGCGUUCAGCAAACGUAACUUGACUUAUGAGGUAGACGUAUUGAACGCUUUCCGAGGCGUCCUCAACCGUCAACCGUGGCGAUCCUUCUGGGGAAUCCCCCUUCCGACAAGAAGUUGGUGGGUUGCCGAGAAAAAUAAAGCCAGCGCGCUCGCUAUAGACGAUAGCAGCGUUGAUACUAUGGAAAACCAAAAUCUUAGUCCCAAUGCUGCGUUUGCAGGCGGCCUGGCAUGGCAAAAACGGUCUUCCGAGUCUGAGAGAAGGAGAAAGGGCGGCUUUCCCACAUGGUGCUGGGCAUCAACGCUCGGCAAAGUCAUCUGGAGGCAGAAAGAGCUUGGCGUUGAUGGCCCACGGCGCGUCCUAGACUAUGCAAGGUUUCAAAUCGAUGAAGGCGGCCGGCAUUUAUCACUAUCUGAUUUCAUAGCGUCCCAUCCAGACGCAUUUGUGCUACCUCAGACCACGCACCGCCUCCUGGUAAUUGGGCACAUUGUGCAAUUCCGCCUGUUUCGAAUUCAGGGCGGACAGUUUAUUGCUCAAGACAUUGGGAGCAAGUUUGACCUAGCGCGGCGUCUAUGGAGCGUACCGUUUGAUUUUGACGUGGACUCCGAGAUUCCAGAACUGAAGGAAGGCUAUGAGAAACCAUUCCCGGCGCUAAUCCUGCUGGUGGACGACUGGAGUGCGAAGUCCUUUGAGAAGAGACGGCUGGAGGCUGAAUAUGACGAUGAAGAUAAUGUAGAUGAUGAAGAUGAUGAAGAUACAGGGAGAACAUUUUUGCUUUUGUUGAACUGGGACGGGGAGGUGGCACAGCGACGGGCGCUUAUAGAGAUUGAAAGCGGUCUGCUCGUUGGCGCUACCAAAGAGGAAAAAAUAUUCGAGUUGUCAUAA
Trichoderma aggressivum f. europaeum is the source of this 921-nucleotide messenger RNA. RefSeq lists its product as uncharacterized. The transcript has a single exon. Lineage: Eukaryota; Fungi; Ascomycota; Sordariomycetes; Hypocreales; Hypocreaceae. The record is from RefSeq and is a predicted model, not a curated record. The coding region runs from base 1 to 921 and encodes 306 amino acids.